AUGGAGCCUUUGCCAAGCUUUGGUGCGAAAUUUGAGUCUAGGCGUCCGUCGCCUCCCACCGGGGGAGGGGGGCAACGUUUCGGUCUUACUACUAGAUCUGACCAAAACCAGUUUGUUGAAAUUGCUUGUGACGGAGCUGGAUUGGAAAUGGAUGUGGUGACACAACAACCACUCCUUACCAAAUCAUCCGCACCUCAACCCUUAAUAUCUUACCCUGAAGGGGAGUCAAGAGCAUCAGGUGGCCUUUUCUCCAUGCUUGGUGCAUGCAUCUUGGGUAUAUGUUUUAUCAUAUUCUUCUUCCCGUUCGGUUGUAUUGGUUUCAUGUUCUAUCCAUGUUGCAGUCUGAAAGGAAGAGGAAAGUUUUUAGGAAUAUGGCGAUCAUGUUUCCAACAGUGUUGCUGUCGAUGUGAUUGCGUUUCACCUUUAACACUUUACCAAGCUAUGUUGCGAUAUGAAGAAGAUCCGUUAAUGUCUUCACAGGACCUUAUAACAUCUGUGAGAAAAAACAAAUUCAUGAUUGCCAUCUUAGAAACGCUGACUACGCAACUUCCAAGCUUCUUUUUCACUUUCUUACCAUCUGGUAGUUUGAGAGAGAGAUUUGGGAAACUGUUGCCGUCUUCAAGUGUAUUGGCUUCUGAUUAUGACAUCAUGCUUGUUCCUGAUGCAGUAAUCGUGGGUGAAAAUGGAGUGUCCGGUGAAUCCCCGUCACCAGUGUUUCGUGCCCUACGUGCACCAAAAGAGCAUUCUGAGGGAUACCUUUGGUUAAAGUUGGAAGAUAAAUAUCUUUUGCAAUGGGAGAAACAUUGUUUGCGGCGGCAUAUUGACGGUGAAGGGUGCAGUUUAUUAUCCAGUACAAAUAUUCACGAAGUUAUCUCUCAUGUUUUAAGUAAUUCAAAGGAAAUUACUUCAGCAGUUGAACAACGGUAUUGCGCGUUAGGAAAAGACACAAGAGUGACGUUGGAACGAUCGGGUCCGGCGAUGACGUUAAAAGUCGGUACUUUGACAAAGAAUAAAUUAAUGUUCUGUGGGUGUACGUGCAGUUCAGAAGUAAGAGAAAGGUUACUGUUUCAUGCUGAUUUUACACUGGCACUUCAUUGUUCGUACUGGCCAUCAGAGGCAAUGGGCUUCUUCGACAACAAUCGAAGACGGAAUUGGCCUCCUCAGGAAGCUGUUAAUACAAUUCGCCGAUUAGGCAUUCAUGUUGUACCGAAGCAAUCGACCAACGAGCUGGUGAAGCUAACAUUAGAACAAGCAGAGUAUACAACAUAUGGAAGAAGUCCAGGUUUGGAAUGGAGAUAUUCAUUCAGUCAAGCUGAAAUUAUUUUGUCUGAUCACAUACCGCAUCAGGCACGAACAGCAUACCUUGCUUUCAAAGCUAUAAAUAAACGCCAUUUGAAUCGAAAAGGACGACCAAUGGGAAGUUAUGUGCUAAAGUGCAUUUUGCUUUCAGUGGUGGAAGAGAAAGGGAUUGAAUUCUGGGAAGGAAAUAACGAAGAAAUCACUGCAGAAGUACUAGUGGAAAUGCUGAAUCUUUUAAAGCAUUAUUUCGAACAACAAAGAUGUCCUAAUUAUUGGCUUCCGAAUGCAUGCUUAUUUGCUGGCUCGUUAACCGGAAGCGAUAUUAUCAGAAAAGAGCGAUUACUCGCUGAAAUAUUGCAAUCGCCGAAGGAAUACAUAGCUGAUCAGUGGUUAGAAUACACAAGAUGUCUACGAGUCAAUUGUUGUUAUUGUGGUUCAACUGGAUGGAUUCCUCAAUUUAUCGAAUCCGGUGAAGUAGAUGACAUGCCAAUGGAGCAUGCAAAUUUUUGUUGCUCGUGCAACUAUAAAUAUAAGGAUCGUGGUCCACUUUGCGGUGGUGCUUGUGACGCAGGACAAGACAUGUUGGUGUACUAAAUAUUCCAUAUAGGAUUGAAAGAGGCUGGUAGAAGACUAAGUGGGAAACCUAUGCUAAAACUAAAUAAAAAAAAUUUGUAUUACAAUAAUAUUUUACAUUUAUAGUGUGACGUGGCGGAAGACUUGGCCACAUUUUUGAGAUUUUGUCAAUUAAAGAGUUUUUACUGUGCUAAAGGAACAUAGGAGGCGAACAUAAACAAGGUGUGGGGUGGAUAUUUUAAGGAAAGCCUUUAUGGUUAAGUUUUUUCAGUUAAGUGACAGUUAAAUUGCAAUGCAAUUUUGUUUUUAUUCAGUCUCAGUAUAUCGAAAUUGUCCGAAGGAAAGAAUCAGUAAACAAGUUGAAUGCUUCGCUUAACUGAAUAAAUUAAUAAAUAAAGGCUGGAAUAGGCAAGCAAGGUUGUUGAAAAGAAAUUAAAAUUUUGAUUUGGGAAAGAGAGGAUGAUUAUUUCGUGCCUUAGAGUAUUUGCAUAAAAUUUCCCUUUCAUUCUCCAUAUUUUCAGAGACCUUGAUCAUGUAAGUAAGGAGUGAUUUUUGCAACAUAUAUUUUUCUUUUAUUUUCAUACACCAUUUAAUAAACAUUUUAGUCAUUUUUCAUUUCACUUCGUUUCGCUUUAUACUUAAUAAAAACAUUUAUUUACUAAAUGAGUAUAGAUUUUUGCAAUGUUUAUUCACCUAAUUAUGUGGUGUUGUUUGUAAGAAUACACACAUUUAGCAUAGCUAUCACUUUUAUGACAUACCCGUAAGGAAAGUUUGUAAAAUAAUUCCUGAAUUAAAGUAAUC
Hydractinia symbiolongicarpus is the source of this 2673-nucleotide messenger RNA. RefSeq lists its product as uncharacterized. The record is from RefSeq and is a predicted model, not a curated record. Lineage: Eukaryota; Metazoa; Cnidaria; Hydrozoa; Anthoathecata; Hydractiniidae. The coding region runs from base 1 to 1893 and encodes 630 amino acids. The transcript has 9 exons.